This is a messenger RNA of Tachysurus vachellii, 2097 nucleotides long. Its product is annotated as polymeric immunoglobulin receptor-like. NCBI's taxonomy places the organism in Eukaryota, Metazoa, Chordata, Actinopteri, Siluriformes, Bagridae. The transcript has 10 exons. The record is from RefSeq and is a predicted model, not a curated record.
AUGAGGACACUGAAAUAUGUAGCUGUAAAAAGAGGAGGAUCUGUCACUAUUCCAUGUCUUUAUGAUGAGAAGAACAAAGCAAACAGUAAAUUCUGGUGCAAAGGGUACCAUUGGGCUACCUGCAGUAUCGUAGCCUAUGCAAACUCAAAUGGAAAUCCAUCAGUCAUUGAUCAUCCAGAGCAGAAUUUGUUCACAGUGGAACUGAACUCUGUCUCUGAGUCUGGAACGAGUUGGUGUGCAGCAGAAAUUGGGGAUAAAUGGCAGCCAGAUGAUUGUGAUUAUUGAUACCUGACAGUUAGUCAAGAUCCUGAUCUGUCAGUGAGGGAGAGCGGAGUGAGAGGUGAGGAAGGAGGCAGCGUCACAGUCCAGUGUCUCUACAGUGCUGCGUAUCAGUAUACACAGAAGCAGUGGUGCAAAUUUAAAGAUGAACAAUGCAACACAGUGAGGACUGAAACAUUCCAGAUUUCCACAGUGUACAUCAGUGAUGAUGGGAGAGGAACCAUCAGUGUGAGGAUGAGUGGACUGAAGAAGAGUGAUGCUGGAUGGUACUGGUGCAGUGCAGGAGAUCUGCAGGUUCCUGUUCACAUCAGUGUCAGUGAUCCACCUCCAGAGGUAGAGAGCAUGAGGACACUCACUAAUGUAGCUGUAAAAAGAGGAGGAUCUGUCACUAUUCCAUGUCUUUAUGAUGAGAAGUACAAAGCAAACUAUAAAUACUGGUGCAAAGGGGACUAUUGGCCUACCUGCAGUAUCGUAGCCUCUGCAAACUCAAGUGGAAAUCCAUCAGUCAUUGAUCAUCCAGAGCAGAAUUUGCUAACGGUGGAAUUGAACUCUGUCUCUGAGUCUGGAACGGGUUGGUGUGCUGCAAAAAUUGGGCAUAAAUGGCAGCCGGAUGACCGUGAUUAUUUGUACCUGACAGUUAGUCAAGAUCCUGAUCUGUCAGUGAGGGAGAGCAGAGUGAGAGGUGAGGAAGGAGGCAGCGUCACAGUCCAGUGUCUCUACAGUGCUGCAUAUCAGAAUACACAGAAGCAGUGGUGCAGAUUUAAAGAUGGACAAUGCAACACAGUGGGGACUGAAACAUCCCAGACUCUAGCAGUGUACAUCAGUGAUGAUGGGAGAGGAACCUUCAAUGUGAGGAUGAGUGGACUGAAGAAGAGUGAUGCUGGAUGGUACUGGUGCAGUGCAGGAGAUCUGCAGGUUCCUGUUCACAUCAGUGUCGGUAGUGAAGCUCCAGAUAUGAUCACAAUGACCGGAUGCAUGUUCAUGUCUCGUCUCUUUAUUGUUCUGUGUAACCUGAGAGCCAGAGAUGUUCUGUAUCGCAGACAACUGAAGGACGUGAUCUUGCGCACACCGUGUGAUGAGCAGGAAGACGAACGGCUUGAGCCGCUACAGACACAGUACCAACUUCACAGAGAAGCAGGACUUGUUGUCGUUCAGUCACAGAGGUACUUUAGUCUUAAACCUGGAUCAUCCUUCACCAUCCCAUGUCAUUAUAAUAGUGAAUAUAAACAAUAUAAGAAAUACUGGUGCUAUGGUAGAUAUUUCUUAACUUGCGAAAUUCAGGCGUAUACCUAUCAUGGAAAUUGGAAAGUUAAAGUUAUUGAUUACCGAGCUGAGAGUUUCUUUAUUGUGACUCUGGAUCAUCACCAGACAACAGACACUGGAUGGUACUGGUGUGGUGUAGAGAUAGACGGAUCAUCAGAUGGUAGCGAAGCUCUUUACAUCACAGUGAAAUCAGAUCCUGAUCUGUCAGUGAGGGAGAGCAGAGUGAGAGGUGAGGAAGGAGGCACAGUCACAGUCCAGUGUCUCUACAGUGCUGAGUAUCAGAAUACACAGAAGCAGUGGUGCAGAUUCAAAGAUGAACAAUGCUACAUUCAAAGAUUCUGGUAUUCUGCAGUGCAGCUCAGGGAUGAUGGUAAAAGAUCCUUCAGUGUGAGGAUGAGUGAACUGAAGAAGAGUGAUGCUGGAUGGUACUGGUGCAGUGCAGGAGAUCUGCAGGUUCCUGUUCACAUCAGUGUCAGUGAUCCACCUCCAGUGUUUGUGAAUUUUGUCCCAAGCAGUGAUGAAACCACGUAAGUGCUAAAACACCUUUAUUCUCUC